AUGCAAGCAAGCGUUCUAUGGAAUCGUCACCUUCUGUCGGUUUUGUCUUGGGGAGAAAUAGAUGAUAUUCUGCUAAGCAAUGAGGAACGACGACUGCUGAUAGGAGGCAGCUAUUUCGACGACCUCGAAGACGAGCUGAGGCGCAAAAGCGAACGGGAGCUGUUCAGGUACCGGUCCCGCCACGGCCUCCUGGACAUUGAACGGAUUGACGUUGAACUUUUUAAGCUGCAGUUCAGGUUCGAGAAAGAAGAUUUCGGCGAACUAGCAAGUGCUCUUUUAUUGCCACAAGCAGUGGUCAGUGCGCAGAAUGUGACUGUUCCUGGGCAAACUGCUUUGUGUCUUACUCUUCGACGCCUCGCCUACCCAAACAGAUGGUGCGAUUUGAAGAACAUUUUUGGUCUGCAUGCCUCCGUCAUGUCUUCUGUGGCCUCAAAAAUGUUUUGUCACAUCACCAGUAACUUCGGUCAUCUGCUGGAUGAUUGCAACAACCAUAGUUGGUUAUCGCCCUUUUUCGCACUUAUUUUUCUGCAGGCUGUGGCAAGGAAAGGAGCGCCUCUUCGCAACUGUUGGGCGUUCAUCGACGGAACGGCUCGACCUAUUUGCAGACCGAAACGAAACCAAGAACAGUACUACUCGGGGCACAAGAGAUGCCACUGUGUAAAAUAUCAGUCUGUCAUGUGCCCGAACAGCAUUAUUUGCCAACUGGAUGGACCUUACCCCGGAAGACGACAUGAUGCAGGAAUUCUUGAGAGCAGCGGACUAUACUCGAAGCUCGAGCGGCUUGUAAAAGACGACGACUUCGUGGUAUACGGGGACCCGGCGUAUCCCCUGCUGCCGCUCGUAAUGAAACCAUAUGGCGGGAACACCCUGACACCAGCACAGCAGGCCUUCAACCGUGGGAUGAGCUCUAAGAGUUGA
This is a messenger RNA of Rhipicephalus sanguineus (brown dog tick), 918 nucleotides long. RefSeq lists its product as uncharacterized. Lineage: Eukaryota; Metazoa; Arthropoda; Arachnida; Ixodida; Ixodidae. The transcript has 4 exons. The record is from RefSeq and is a predicted model, not a curated record. Bases 1 to 918 code for a protein of 305 amino acids.